Penicillium diatomitis is the source of this 1068-nucleotide messenger RNA. RefSeq names its product homoserine kinase. The record is from RefSeq and is a predicted model, not a curated record. Gene Ontology annotation, biological process: L-threonine metabolic process. Lineage: Eukaryota; Fungi; Ascomycota; Eurotiomycetes; Eurotiales; Aspergillaceae. Bases 1 to 1068 code for a protein of 355 amino acids. The transcript has 3 exons. Gene Ontology annotation, molecular function: homoserine kinase activity; ATP binding.
AUGAGCACCUCGUUCGUGAUCCGCACGCCAUGCUCGUCUGCGAACAUCGGCCCUGGCUUUGACGUGAUCGGUCUGGCCUUGUCUCUUCACCUCGACAUCCACGUCAAGAUCGAUACCACAAAGGAGUCUUCCCCGUUACCGCUCAAUUGCGCCAUCACCUAUGAGGAUCAAAGCAAGUCGACUGAGCAGAUCAGUCUUGAUCCCGAGGUCAACCUGAUCACCCGCGUCGCCCUCUAUGUCCUGCGCUGCCACAACCAGCGCGCAUUCCCUGUGGAGACCUCUGUGCACAUUGUCAAUCCAAUUCCCUUGGGUCGGGGUCUGGGCUCAUCUGGAACAGCCGUCGUGGCUGGUGUAAUGCUGGCGAACGAGGUCGGCAAGCUUGGGUUGAGCAAGGACCGUCUGUUGGAUUAUUGCCUGAUGAUUGAACGACACCCGGAUAACGUCGCUGCCUCCCUGUUUGGAGGCUUCGUCGGAACUUACCUCAACGAGCUCAAGCCCGAAGAUGUGGCGCGCAAGGAAAUCCCAUUGAGCGAGGUGCUGCCAUCCCCAGCCGGAGGCGUCGAUACCGGCAUCAAGCCCCCAGAGCCUCCAUUGGGCAUUGGCCACUACCGCAAAUUUGACUGGGCUCCCGAGAUCAAGGCCAUUGCGAUCAUUCCCGACUUUGUUGUGCCCACUGCAAAUGCGCGAAACGUGCUUCCUCAGACCUACACUCGUGCCGACGUGGUCUUUAACCUCCAACGUGCCGCCCUCCUCCCCGCUGCCCUCGGCAGCUCACCCCCAGACCCAGAUAUGAUCUAUCUCGCCAUGCAGGACAAAGUGCACCAGCCAUACCGCCAAACCCUUAUUCCAGGCCUGACGGAAAUUCUGCAAUCCAUGACGCCCGCCACCCAGCCCGGUCUCUUGGGUAUUUGUCUCUCUGGCGCGGGACCAACCAUUCUGGCAUUGGCGACGGAUCGCUUCACGGAGAUUGCUGAUCGCAUCAUUGCGCGCUUUGCGGGGAACAACAUCACCUGUCAAUGGAAGUUGCUGGAACCUGCUCAUGACGGUGCUACGGUUUCUUCUGAAUAG